UAUUUAAAUCAUAUCAAUACUCUUCCAUUGUCAUAAUUUCAUUAACAUAAUAAUUAUUUUACUAUAUUUUAAAAUAAUAUUUAAUUAAUUCAAAUGGCUGAUGGAAAUUGUUGUAAUCAUCAUUGCAAUGCUGCCAGUGCAAAUAAAUCAGUAUGUCAAACUUUAUCUGAAAUGGAUUGGGAAAGAGGGAUAUGGAAUGCAGCAUUUUCUGGAGAUAAGGAUAAAGUGAUUUAUUUAAUUGAUCGAGCUAAAAAUGUUUCUGAAGUUGUUAAUGCCCAAGACAAUGCAGGCUAUACAGCUUUGCACUAUGCAGCUAGGAAUGGUCACAAUGAUAUUUGCAAACUGUUAAUAGCAAAGGGUGCUCUGAUUGACAUUCAAACAAAGAGUGGAAAAGCAACACCUUUACACAGAGCUGCUGCAGCAGGUAAAUUGUCUACAGUCAAUCUUCUCCUUGAAUCUGGUGCUAAAGUGGAUUUACAGGAUGACGAUGGCAAAAAUGCUCUACAUAAAGCAACAGAAUAUAAACAUUUCCAUUUGGUAGAUAUUUUAGUCAAGGCAUGUCCAGACUUACAGAAUGUUAAAGAUAAAAGAGGUUUGAAGCCCUUAUAGGAAAAAUAAGAGCAUAUGUUAUUUUUAUAUCAUUAUUAUUCUCUAAAGUAUGAUUGCAGCCUAUGAAGAAUUACAUUUAUUGACCUAUUAGCCUACUGACAGUAUUCACUAACAUUUUCGUCGUGAGCACAUUCUUAAGGAACCUCAACUAAAAUACAGCGUAAAUUAUAAAGUGGCUCAAAAAUUAUUCCCAGUCUGCUAGUAAACUGCAACCAUACAUUAGUAGCUUAAUUGUUUUAUUUGAAAUUAUUUAUUAAAUUUGUUAAUGGAUCAUAGUGUAAUACAUUAUAAUCAUCAACAAAAGUUGUCUAAUACAUGUUAUAUUUCUUUUAUUGCAAUGAAUACAUUGAUCUUGUGAUUAUUACUGCUUUUAGUAAGAAAAUAUGCAAUUCCUCAGUUAAACUAUUUGGAAGAGACCUUGGCUUAAACACACACAAUUAAACUUCUCUUGUUGUUAACCAUACCUACACUACUAAUAGCAAUUGUUCUACUGAUAUGUACAUAGUAUGGACCUUCCUUUCGAAAACUUCAAUUGAUUUAUUUUGUUUUAAGUUUUUGUUUGACACUGUAAACUAUAUUUUUAAAUAUUGAUUAAGGCCUAAGCUUUCACAAGCCUGUGUCCAUGAAAUUAAUGAAAACAACUGGGCUGAUGUGGAUGAUUAUCCUAAUAAAACAAACAUAAGAAACUUGGGAAUUAAGUGAGAGUUAAAUACUCACAUACAUCUCAAACAUCCAUUAUUGACAUAAAUUUCAAGGUAUAUGCAAGUUUUCGAAUGAAAGGUUUUAGGUAUUUUAAAGUUCCCUCUUGAAAGUCUGAGUCAAAAGUAAUUUUGAGUAAUUUUUUGUAAUGAAUGUAUUACGCAAUUGUCAGCUUGAUUAGUGUUAUAAUAGAUAAGAUGUUGUAUUUUUACAUAUCGCAAUCAUGUUAAUUACACUGUAUUUCAUCAAUAUCUAUUUUAAAAUAUUCAUAAUAUUACUACCUAUUGUUAUAGCCUGCAGGCACUAAAAUACCUAAAAAUAUCAUUAAAUUUUAAUAAAUUACCAAAUGAGUAAGUUUAAUUUAUGAAUAACAACAAUAUACGCAAGCCUUUUUAUAUUAUGUAUUUUUGCUAAUUAUUGGCGUUUGAAGCAACUAUCAAACAUACAUAAAAUUUUUAAUAUCAACAUAAAAUUAACACAUCGUCACAUAGACCGAAAAAAUAACACUAUCACUUAUGUCACAUUGCAAUAUUUUACCUAAUUUAUGAAGCUAUUAUUAAAAUAAUUUUAUGUGUUGUAUUGGGUGUUGUUUGGAAUAGAGUUUUAUACCUAAUAACUACGAGUAAUGGCUAAUCACAUUAUCGUAUGUAAUAGCUAAUCCAAAAAAUCUCUGUCAAGACUCAAGAAUCAUUUAAUAUAUUGAUUUAAAUGACGAUGUGAGGCCAAGUUCAUGAUAAAUAGGUACUUUUUUUUAAUCUUUAACAUUAAGUAUUUAUUUCAAUCUAUUCACUUUUGCAUUACACUAUAAGGUUUCAGUAAUAUAGUUUAUUUGAAGUUGCUUUAAAAAUUUAUUAAAGACUAUGGAUACCUACAAGUAUUCAUUACAUUAUUAUUGCAAUAUUAUUCAUAACAAUAAUUAGAAACUAUUAUUAUAGUAAUCAAUAUAAAUAUAACUUGAAACAGCAUCAAGAUAAAAUUAGGCCUUAAAACCUGUCUAUUAAAUGAAGUAAUAAACACUACAUUGAUGAAAGAGAUUGAGCGUCUCAACACAGGUAUGGGGUUAAAUGCUGCAUCGAUAAUUUGUGUAAUAUUUUUUGGGGAUAAAUAAACAAUAUUUAUUUUUAUACUGAUAAAGAAUGAAUAAAGUUUUACCUAUUAUUUAUUAUACGGAACUUGAUAUAAGGAUAAGAUCAUUAUGUUAUUUUUAUAAAUACGUUUUCAACAAGUCACUUCAAUGCAACCACCUACACUUGUGAUUCAUUAAUUUAGACGAGUAUACCUUUUACAAA
Messenger RNA from Zerene cesonia (dogface butterfly), 2597 nucleotides. RefSeq names its product ankyrin repeat domain-containing protein 39. The record is from RefSeq and is a predicted model, not a curated record. Gene Ontology annotation, molecular function: protein binding. Bases 94 to 609 code for a protein of 171 amino acids. Lineage: Eukaryota; Metazoa; Arthropoda; Insecta; Lepidoptera; Pieridae. The transcript is spliced from 3 exons.